AUGAAAAGGUGAAUCGAAUUCCGACCAAUAAAAAAAGGCUAAUUGGUAGUUAUGACGCGUGUUGUUUUUGACCAAUGGCAGUACGCACAGGGAAUACUGCUCAUUUGCAUAAGACAGCUAUAAAUAUGUGGUACGCGUCUACUUCUUCUUAAACAGCCUUUCCGGUGUUGGUAACGUUGCUCGUUAGAGUCUGUGAGAGGCGCUCGUUUGCUGCGAUGCCUGAGCCGGCCAAGUCCGCCCCCGCGCCCAAGAAGGGCUCCAAGAAGGCCGUCACUAAGACGCAGAAGAAGGGCGACAAGAAGCGUAAGAAGAGCCGCAAGGAGAGCUACUCGAUCUACGUGUACAAGGUGCUGAAGCAGGUGCACCCCGACACGGGCAUCUCGUCCAAGGCCAUGGGCAUCAUGAACUCCUUCGUCAACGACAUCUUCGAGCGCAUCGCGGGCGAGGCCUCGCGCCUGGCGCACUACAACAAGCGCUCCACCAUCACCUCGCGGGAGAUCCAGACGGCCGUGCGGCUGCUGCUGCCCGGCGAGCUGGCCAAGCACGCCGUCUCCGAGGGCACCAAGGCUGUCACCAAGUACACCAGCUCCAAGUAGAGUGUCUCGCAUCAUCUGUUUUAACUCAAAGGCUCUUUUAAG
This is a messenger RNA of Gavia stellata (red-throated loon), 638 nucleotides long. RefSeq names its product histone H2B 1/2/3/4/6. Lineage: Eukaryota; Metazoa; Chordata; Aves; Gaviiformes; Gaviidae. Gene Ontology annotation, molecular function: protein heterodimerization activity; structural constituent of chromatin; DNA binding. Gene Ontology annotation, cellular component: nucleosome. The coding region runs from base 216 to 596 and encodes 126 amino acids. The transcript has a single exon. The record is from RefSeq and is a predicted model, not a curated record.